Rhipicephalus microplus (southern cattle tick) is the source of this 3098-nucleotide messenger RNA. RefSeq names its product calcium-activated chloride channel regulator 3A-1. The record is from RefSeq and is a predicted model, not a curated record. NCBI's taxonomy places the organism in Eukaryota, Metazoa, Arthropoda, Arachnida, Ixodida, Ixodidae.
CACAGUUGAGUAAGGAACACCAGCCACAUUUUUACCACCUUGGCGCUGGAACUUACUCUCUGCAAAGUGGGAACCGCUGUGGCAAAAACCGCCUUUCUGGCAACAACAUGGCCGGUGUGCUAAGUAUAGCUACCGCCCUCGUGUGCUUGCUGUCUCAUGCGUCACCGCUGGAGAUCGACACCUCGGACGGUGGCUACAAAGACAUAUGGGUUUCCAUCAGCGAAGAUGUCCCAUACAACGAGUCCAUCGUUGAGAAUAUCAAGGAUCUGUUCCGCUCAUCGUCCGAGUUCUUGCACAAGGCCACCAACGGACGCGUGUACUUCAAGCACGUAACCAUCGAAGUUCCCAAGACUUGGCCGAAGAGAGCCACCGCCCGUGCGCUGUCGUCCGGAUUCUUCGAGAAGAGCGACAUCCGCGUCGAUCAGCCCAGCGCACCCCACGGGGACAAGCCGUUCACCAUGCAGAAGAGGCGGUGCGGCGAACCCGGCGACUUCAUUCAAGUCACGCCCGGGUUUCUGGCCGCCGUGGGUAGCUCCACGGUUAAGACACUGGUGAACCCAGCGUACGUGAUGGUGCACGAGUGGGCUCACUACCGUUAUGGUGUCUUCGACGAGUACGGCAGCAAGGACGACAGCCGGUUCCCGCUCACUUACUGCCAUGGCGACAAGGUGAAGCUGAACGCUUGCUCGAGCCGGAUCACCUUUACUGCACGUAAGACCAACGGAGGCAAUUGUACGAAGAUAGACACGAAGUGCCGUUUCAUCGACGGAUGUGAAGUCACGCCGAUACAGCCGACCAGGAACCCCGCCGAGUCAUCCAUCAUGUUCAUGCCGUACUUAGCCAACGUGAGCCAGUUCUGCGACGAUAAUGAUGGCCCAAAUUUCCACAACCCGUUUGCUCCAAACAAGCAAAACCACCUCUGCAAACAACAGUCCACUUGGAAAGUUAUCUCUUCGAACGCUGACUUUCAAGAACUUCCCAGUCCAGACCUAUCCAAGUCCAUUCGCGUGACCUUCGAAGAAGCCCAGCAGACGGAAGACCUCGCGCCCCGCGUCGUCCUUGUACUGGACGUUUCGGGCAGCAUGAACGACAACAGACGCCUGGAGUUUCUUCAGGAAUCGGCGACACGCUACAUUGGCGACAUCAAAGACGGCUCCCGUCGACUAGCCAUCGUCACGUUCAGUUACGACUCUCGCGUGGUGCACACCCUGAUGCCGGUGAAUGUGAACACAAGAGAUGGGUUCCUGAAUGCCAUAAACAAGUUGCGAGCGUAUGGAGCCACCUGUAUCGGAUGCGGCCUUGAAAGCGCUCUAAAGGUGCUGACAACCGCCAGUGAGACGCCGGAAGGUGCCAUGAUUGUGCUCAUGAGUGACGGAGAGGAGAACCAGCACCCACCAAUCGCUGAAGUGCUCGAAGAAGUUAUCGCCUCAAAAGUCGUUGUCAAUACUCUGGCCUUGGGAGCCACGGCUGACCACAACCUAGAAAAACUGGCCACGUCGACGCGAGGAAAGGCCUUCGCUUUCCGCGACCUCAAUAACCUUGUGGAAAAACUAGAGUCCGCCUUCGUGUCGUCCACUACGACCCAGCACGACCCCGUCUCUCGAGCCCACACGAACAUCCCGCGAACGGGAACGAUUGAAGCCCGCCUCACAGAUCCCAGUGGCCAACCGUGCCAGCAGUGCAAAAGUACCCCGAACGGCAAUGAGGUCGUCAUCUCCUUACCAAGUCCUGCAAUGGUCGGUACUUGGACCCUUCACGUGGAAAGCUCCAGCUCCAGAAACGUUGAAGUCAGCAUCAGCGUCAAGUCACAGGCUAGCAAGACCAACGACGAGCCCAUCCGAGUAUCGUGCGAAAUGAGCGGCCUGUUGGUGGACAGGCCCGACGGAGCUGUGAUCUACGCCGUGGUGACCAAGGGAACAAAAGUAGUCUUGGACGCCUCCGUCUUCGCUACGGUCUACCGUCCCAAGAAGCUGAACGAGCCGCACACGGUCACGAUCCCGUUGUAUGACAAUGGACAAGAUCCUGACAUUAAAGCCAACGACGGAACGUACAGCGGAUACUUCGUCCAGUUCACAGGCAAAGGUCGCUACGCAGUAACAGCACACGUCUCGCAACAGAAAACCACGCGGCUGGCCGAACCACCAAGUGGCUCCGGUAGCUUCUUCAGCACGGCGCUGUUUUCUGCGAGCACAGCACCGACCACGAUGACAGCAGAAGGAACAACUGCGGCUUUAGAACUACAGUCCGAGUACCCCAUCAGCGACUUCGAGAUGGUGGAUUCGACGGGUCAAGCCACCAAUGCAACAGGAGAGGAGGCGGUAGAUCCAUUCGAGAGAGUGGCAUCCGGGGGGUCGUUCCAAGUGACGACAGACUUGGAGCAGAAGCAAGUACCUCCUGGAGACAUCCGGGACCUUACCGUCAUUGAGGUACGCCCGGGUGUGAACAACUCGAUGGUCGUGGAGCUUACGUGGACGUGGCCCGGAGCUCAUUUGACUCUCGGAAACGUCUCAGGCGUAGAGAUUCGAGCCAGCAGAAAGUUCGGCGAGCUAAGCUCGGCGUUCGAUGAGCAAGCCAAUGUCACUGCCGCCGACGUCGUGCAAGGGAACCUCGAUCCGCUACCCCCGUGGCUCCAAGCACACCGUCAGCCGUGUACCUGCCCCGCAUCAUGUUCUACGCUUCGUUCGGACGGCGCCUCGGUCUGGAGUGGAUACCUGGCGGCUCGCGUCGUAAACGCAGACGGUCUUUAUUCGAAGACGUCGAACAUCGUUCAAGUGUUCCACGUUUCAUCACCUGUAACAACCACGGCGGCUACAACUACCGUGGCUACAACCACGACGAAAGUGACCACAACAGUGGCCACUAAAACGACAGCUAGCACCACCCAAAAAGCAAUGACCACCACCGUUCCAUCGCUGACAGAUGUUACACGGGCGCGCACUGGCGUGUCGACCUGGGUGUGGAUUCUGAUCGGCUGCCUUGUCGCAGCGGCCUUAGUGGUCACGUUGAUGGCACUAGCCGUCAAAAUGAACCCAUCGAAACGCAAGAUCUACCGUCUUUUUGUGAGAAAGCCCCGACAAAGGCUGCAAGAUUCUGCGUAG